Hemisphaericaspora subhashii is the source of this 1284-nucleotide messenger RNA. RefSeq lists its product as uncharacterized. The record is from RefSeq and is a predicted model, not a curated record. The coding region runs from base 1 to 1284 and encodes 427 amino acids. Lineage: Eukaryota; Fungi; Ascomycota; Pichiomycetes; Serinales; Debaryomycetaceae. Gene Ontology annotation, biological process: translational initiation. The transcript has a single exon. Gene Ontology annotation, cellular component: eukaryotic translation initiation factor 4F complex; cytoplasm. Gene Ontology annotation, molecular function: RNA 7-methylguanosine cap binding; translation initiation factor activity.
AUGUCGGAUAACUUAAAGAGAGCAGAAUCAUUAUUCAAUAGAAUUAUGAAUGUAUCAUCACCAUCUACACAAGAAUCAAAGAGAGACACUAGAACAACUAAUACAAAUACCAACACAAUGAAAUCUUCUAGAAUGUCUCCUUCAUCUUCUUCUAAUUCAUCCAGCAUCAACACAACAACAACAACAGAAAAGAGAGGUUCUAAUGGUGCUAUUCAAGAAGUAUUAUUACCUAAAAGAGAUCCAAUCAAAUUAUCAGAUGAAACACUCGCAUCUAUUCCUCAAGAUCAUCAUAUCUUACCUUAUUGUUGGACUAUAUGGCACCAUUCAAGAUCUCGUAAAGCACCACAACCUACAAAGGAUACCGAUAGCACUACUACUAUCACGGAGGAACCUGAAGAAACUGCGUCAACUGCAAUUGUACCAACUGGUGUCGAUACAUAUUUACAAACUACUAAUGAAUUAGAAUUUUUGGAUUCUCAAGGUCAUACAAUUUCAAAUAUUGGAUCCUUGGAACAAUUAUGGUUAUGCUUAUCUUCAAUUAAAAAGACUCAUGAAUUAUCAAUUGGCACGGAAUUUCUUGUAUUUAAAUCAGGAGUGAAUCCUGUAUGGGAAGAUCCAAUAAAUUCUCGUGGUGGAAGAUGGGUUUUCCGAUUUAAUAGAAAAACAUUUGGUGAAGAUAAAGAAUCAAUUGGAAAAAUUAGAAAGAGGAGUAGUUUAAUUUGGGAAAGAUUAUUAAUUAAAACAUUAACUGGAUCUCUUAUUCCUGAAAAAUCUAAUAAUGAAGAAAUUCAAGAAUUAUUAUUAAGUGAUAUUUGUGGAUUAGUAUUAAGUGUUAGAAAAGAUGAAGAUAUUAUAAGUAUUUGGAAUUCAAAUAUUAAUUUCCAAAAUACUUCUAAUAGAAAUAAAACUAAAGAUGAUGAUACUCAAAAGAAAAAAUUAACUUCUUUCCAAGCAAGAAGAAUCAUUUGUGAUAGUAUCUUACGGGUAAUUCGUGAAUGUGAUUUAAUCAGUCAAGGUAGUGAUUGUGUUGAAACUUUAGAUAGUGGAUCAAAUGAAAGAGUCUUUGGUGUAUCUUUUGAAUAUAGAUUACAUGCAGAUAAUGAAAAUACUCCCGGUGGAACAAGUAAUGGUAAACAUGGCCAUCAUCAUGGUUAUCAUGGACAUCAUGGACAUUAUAGUAGUGGAAGUGGUAGUAGUGGUAGUGGCCAUGGGUUUGGGCUGAGAAGAUAUAAUAAGAACUAUAAUAAGACCCCCUCUGACAGAGAUACCGAAGAAAAGCAAUAA